GACAUAUUUUUUCUGUCAUCGUGAAUUCUUGUGUCAUUCGCAUUUGUAAUACCAAAAUUUUUAUCGCAAUCGCAAAAUAAAAUAAAUUAUUUUGGUAUUUUAACAAAAUGAUGUUUGCUUCUUCACAUACCUUGCCACCGUUUUACUUAACAAGUAUCGGUCGAAAACCACACUACUAUUCAGCUCGCAAGAAUUCUACCCAAUUUUCACAAAAAAACAUUCGAGAUUACCAAAAGACCGUCCUCGACGAACUUGUUUCAAUAUUGAACAAAUCGCGUGCAAGUAUUCUAAACAUUGCCACUCAUAAUGCUUGUGUGAAAACAUUCUUCGAAAAGGGCAGACUAAAUCGAGUUCUUGAGGAUGUCGAAAUGUCCUUGAAACAUAUCGAUGCGAAUAUCAUUGCAAAACAAAUCGCCAGUAAUGGAAAAAAUUCAAAACACCUAAUGAGUGUUACUGUGAGUACAGGAAUUUCAGAUGUUAAAUGCUUGUUAAAUAAAAGAAGAGGAUUCAAUUCUAAUUACGAAAUCAAAUUUGUUCGACACUUUAAGACUGAUAGAUCAAUUGAGGCAGAGGCCAAAAGGAAUCCUUCUCUAAUUGCAAGAAUACGAAAUUCUCUUGGUGGAUCUUCAAACAAGUAUGAGCCUUCAAUUGCUGUUCAUACAGAAACUUUGACAAAACUUCUCAAAAAUACAAGUGAACAUGGCCUUCAAAAAGAUGGGGAGAAAAAUAUCAAACUUGCGUUUGCUGAAGGUUACCUGGCGGCCUUGAACACAGACGAAACUAACAAAUCUGGAAAAACCAUGAAGUAUUUAAAGGUAUUUCAACAACUCCUUAUAAUAGUUGUGUUUUUAGGCAUAUUAGUAAGCCUCUUUUCAUCGUCCAGUGGAUCAAUGUUUAGAAUUCAGCUGGGAAAUCAAGUAGAAGUAGAUCCAGAGGAGAUUAAUGUCACUUUUGAAGAUGUUAAAGGCUGCGACGAAGCCAAACAAGAACUGAAGGAAGUUGUCGAAUUCUUGAAAAACCCUGAUAAGUUCUCUAAUCUUGGUGGGAAACUUCCAAAAGGUGUGCUAUUAGUUGGACCACCCGGCACUGGAAAAACUUUGCUUGCACGUGCAGUAGCUGGAGAAGCGAAUGUUCCAUUUUUCCAUGCAGCGGGACCAGAGUUUGAUGAGGUGUUAGUAGGUCAAGGAGCACGUAGAGUUCGAGAUUUAUUCAAGGCCGCAAAAGCAAGGGCACCCUGUGUAAUAUUUAUUGAUGAAAUAGAUUCCGUUGGCGCGAAGCGAACCAAUUCAGUCUUGCACCCUUACGCCAACCAGACUAUUAAUCAGCUUCUCUCUGAAAUGGAUGGAUUCCAUCAAAACGCUGGCGUUAUUGUCUUGGGAGCAACAAAUCGUAGGGAUGAUCUUGAUCAAGCACUUUUAAGACCUGGCCGUUUUGAUGUAGAGGUUGUAGUAUCAACACCUGAUUUUACUGGGCGUAAAGAAAUUUUGUCUCUCUAUUUGUCUAAAAUCUUACAUGACGAAAUCGACAUAGAUAUCCUUGCACGAGGAACGUCAGGCUUUACUGGAGCUGAUUUAGAAAACAUGAUAAAUCAAGGAGCUCUAAGAGCUGCGAUAGACGGUGCAGAAUCUGUGACUAUGAAACAUUUAGAAUCGGCGAGGGAUAAAGUUCUUAUGGGUCCGGAACGUAAAGCCAGGCUACCAGAUGAAGAAGCGAAUCUCAUUACAGCUUACCAUGAAGGCGGACACGCUAUUGUAGCCUAUUACACGAGGGAAUCGCAUCCGUUGCAUAAAGUUACCAUAAUGCCUAGAGGACCUUCUCUUGGUCAUACAGCAUACAUCCCAGAAAAAGAACGUUACCACGUUACAAGGGCUCAACUUUUGGCCAUGAUGGACACAAUGAUGGGUGGCCGAGCAGCUGAAGAGCUUAUAUUUGGAAUUGAUAAAAUAACAUCUGGAGCAAGUAGUGAUUUGAAACAAGCGACUUCAAUUGCAACGCAUAUGGUAAAAGACUGGGGAAUGUCGGAAAAAGUAGGAUUACGUACAAUCGAAGGUCCGAAGGGUCUUGGACAAGGUGACUCAUUAGGUCCAUAUACCGUUGAAGCAGUUGAUGCUGAAAUUAAAAGAAUUCUAAGCGAAAGUUAUGAGCGAGCAAAAGCUAUACUAAAAAAACAUGCAAAAGAACACAAGGCACUUGCAGAAGCUUUAUUAAAAUAUGAGACUUUAGAUGCAGAAGAUAUAAAAGCUAUCAUGAAUGGAUCACAGUAACAAGAUACGAUGUACAUUUUAUAUAAGUUAGAGAUAGUAAUAACAAUAUUUUCUAUGUUUAUUGUUGAUUUUGUAUAUACAAUUACAUUUUGGCUUGAAAACGUUCGAGAGGCAAAAUUCGCACACGUUUGCUUAGUUCAUUAAAGUUAGACUUUUUAAUUUGAUACAUUUAUGAAAAUGUUGUGAAUAUGAAAAAAAAAAAAAAUAAUAAUAAAAAUUGUGGGCAUCUGAAACUAGUUCAACUGUAAUGCCAGAAGGCGUCUGGAGCUUAAGAAUCAGAGAUGGCAGUAUUUUAUUGAUAUGAGUUAGUCAAUUAUAUGCCCUUUGUCUAGACAAAAUAACAGAUUGAAUUAAUAAAUUAUCAAAACAAAAAUUAUUUUAAAAGAAGAUUCAAAAUUUA
Molecule: messenger RNA, 2664 nt
Organism: Episyrphus balteatus (marmalade hoverfly)
Lineage: Eukaryota; Metazoa; Arthropoda; Insecta; Diptera; Syrphidae
Gene: YME1L
Product: ATP-dependent zinc metalloprotease YME1L
Exons: 11
Coding region: 108-2264 (718 amino acids)
Biological process (GO): mitochondrion organization; protein quality control for misfolded or incompletely synthesized proteins
Cellular component (GO): mitochondrial inner membrane
Molecular function (GO): ATP binding; ATP hydrolysis activity; metalloendopeptidase activity
Source: RefSeq, a predicted model, not a curated record